Molecule: messenger RNA, 8759 nt
Organism: Eriocheir sinensis (Chinese mitten crab)
Lineage: Eukaryota; Metazoa; Arthropoda; Malacostraca; Decapoda; Varunidae
Product: inactive dipeptidyl peptidase 10-like
Exons: 18
Coding region: 2330-4828 (832 amino acids)
Biological process (GO): proteolysis
Molecular function (GO): serine-type peptidase activity; dipeptidyl-peptidase activity
Source: RefSeq, a predicted model, not a curated record
GGCUUGGCAGUGACGCCGCGGCCGCCUCUCUGUUUGCACGCGAGACCCCCAGCGCUCCUGACGCCGCGCGCUCACCCAGUCACUACCUGCGCCAAUACCAAUACGUUCUUGAUUGUUCUCUUACGCCGUGAUUCAGACGCCUCCCACGUACGCUACCACCGGCCCCUCCGCGUUAGUCUGAAGAGCGUCUCACUUUAAUGAGGCUCUGGUGACGUGAAAGGAUCUCUCUGGUGACUCGUAGGAGCUCCGCAGUGACUCGAAGGAUACAACGUCCUUCGCAUAUUGUAAACUUUGUCUCCCAUUUUUGUUAAAUACACAGACUGGCAUUUCAAAGGGUUCCCUUGACCCAUAAAGACCUCACUAGUGACUUAUAGGACCUCUGCGGUGCUUGGUCGGAUAUCACCAGGAUACCAGCGCCCUAUACAGCGCUGCCGCUCUCCAGCCUAGGACCCUUGUGGUGUCAUAAAGGACCUCUUAGUGGCCAUUAGGAUCCUUGAAAUGCCUCUUACACCCUGACCCUGUUGGUAGGACACUAGGACCCCUUAUCACUGAAUCCUCUGACCCUUGUGAUGGCUGUUAGGAUCCCUAGUGACAGGUGUUAGGUGCUCGCUAGGACGUCAGUGUCAGUGGCGGUAGACAAGGUGAACAGAAGCCUAUUGAAGGAUAAUUGCUAAUAGGCCUCUAAUACGACCCCCACUACCCUCUCACCUAUCUUUGUCUCCUGACCUUUGUUGCCUCACUAAACGGCCGUCACUGUCGCCUAAAGGGAGGAAAGGUGCUAAGUGCUGACACCCAUUCAUUCUCUCUCUCUCUCUCUCUCUCUCUCUCUCUCUCUCUCUCCCUUCGACCCCUUUCUCCCUCCCUCCCUCCCUCCUCCCGUCUCUCAAUUCAACGGCUCCAGUCUUCCUUUUCUCCUCCGUCUCCCCUUCGUCAGUACAAUAAUAAAUCAGGUUAAUUCUCUCCUCAUAUUUUCCGUUUCAGUAUAACGUAGACACAAGUUCCGUCUUUCCUUUUCCGAACAGAACAUCGCCAAUACUAUUUCAAAUAAAGGGCAAAUUUCCUCUCCCUCCUCCCUCCUUCCCUUUCUUCCCUUCUCUAAUCCGAUUCUCAAUAUAAGGUGGAGGCCAGGUAUAUUUUCUUCCUUCCCUCUUUUCCUUCUCAAAAUAUAACCGAGAAAGGAGCUGAUUUCCUUCCGUCCCUCCCUCGGCCGUCCCUUCCAAAGUCAGAGCAGCGUGAAAGGACCAGACUCCCUGCCUUCCGUUCCCUUCCCUUCCUCUUAAGUAGGUGGGCGGGGGGCGCAGAAUUAUUCCCCUCCAGCCUAACUCUCUCCACUGACGCAGAAGAGCUCUCUCCCUCCCUUUCUUUCCCUUCCUCCCCGAUAUAGGUUAGGCGACAGCUGCUUCCCUACACCUACCGUUCCCUACCCUUCCCUAUCCCGCACUCCCUCCCUCGCUCCCCUUAGUAUUGUGUAACGCAAAAACUCGUCCCCUUCCCUCCCUCCUCCUUCCACAAAGGCUCGCUUCCUCCCCUCUCAUCAUCCCUCUUCACUCAUCACAGAGAAGGGGGCAGUUUUUCCUUCUCUCUAUCUCCCCUCUCACUGGGUAGAUAGAUGUUCCCUUCCUCCCCUCGCUUCAUACUUCUCUACUUGGUAUAAAGAAGAGAGCACUCUUCAGCCCUCCCUUCCUCCCUCCCUCCGACGCCUUUCUAUAAACUGGAGAGAUAGAUCUUCCUUUCCUCCACUCCCUUCAUUCCUUUCCACUCGAUAUAAAAAAUAGCAGUUUCCCGCCGUACCUCUCCCCUACCUACCUCCCUCCCUCCUUCCCGUCCACUGAGAGGACCUGUGGAGCACAAGGGCGCCUCGCCGGAGCGGCGGAGGCUGCGUGCGUGGCGCGGCGUCAGCUGAGGUCAGGCGGCGGGGUGGUGGUGGUCAGCGCGGGGCGGGGCGGGGCGGGGCGGGGCACACAAAGGAAGGGGGCGUGAGAGUGUGCGUGUGUGCGUGCGCGAGGACGUGAGGGGCGCGGGGGGGGAGGCAACAAUACUGACUCAACAAGUGGCAGCGCCUUGCCGCCAGCGCCGCCACCCAGCCAGCCGCCGCCGCCGCCGUCCAGCCGGCAUAGUGCCACCCGCGGCCCGGCACCAGCACGAUGUGACACACACGCUCCGGCACACACCGCGACCCGCGACCCGCCGAGUGCUGACCGUGACCCCGUGACCUCGUGACCCCUUGACCCCGUGACCACAGCCUCUGGUGUGCCUGGCCAGUCCCUGCAGCCACCCUAGCCGCCCCCGGGGCCAGCAGGAGCCCCGCGGGGCCUGAGAAGCCGCCAGCAUGACGUCGGAGAAGGGCGCGUCCCAGCAGGCCGAGGUAAAGCCCCCGCGCGGGUGUGGGGUGUCGCCGCGAGGAGCGCGAGGCCUGGCGUGGGAGCUGAGCCGCUGCGUCACGGAGCUGGUCGCCUCUACCCCGAAUCAGCGGAACUGGCGAGGGAUUCUGAUCGCCCUCCUGGUCAUCGGGUGCGUGUGCGGACUCAUCAUCUUCUCCGUAGUCCUGCUCACGCCCCCCGACGCCGGCCCGAGGUUUAGCGGGAACAGAUUCACGUUGGAGGAUGUGCUGAGCGGCGCCUUUGCCACUCCGAAGUUCAACGGGAAAUGGAUAUCAGGAGCCGAGAUCGUGUUUGGGGACGAGAGCGGCGGCGUGAGUCUCCUGAACGUGCUCACCCUCAUCGUCACUCCCCUCGUCUCAAACUUUACCUUCCGUCGCCUAAACGUGGAGGAAUUCGAUGUGUCUCCUGACAAGAAAUACAUCCUUCUCAAGCAUGACAUUCUGCAGAAUCGUCAUUUCCGACACCUUGCCAAGUAUACAGUGCUUGAAAUGGACUCUGAGCGCAUGGUCUCGGUGACGCCCUUCCCGUCCCAGGAGGGCCACCCGGCGCUGCAGCACGCCCAGUGGGUCCCCGGGGAGGCGGCGGCGCUCGUCCUGGUGCACCAAAACGACGUGUACUUCAAGGAGUCGCACGCUUCCCCCGUGGUCACGCGCCUCACCACCACGGGGCACACACACCUGGUCUUCAACGGGAUCACGGACUACUUGUACCGAGAGUACAUCCUCCACUCGGUCUCCGCCGUCUGGGCCAGCGGGGAGGGGACAAGGCUGUGCUACGCCACAUUCAACGACACCAACGUCCUAGAGAUGAAAAUCCCACUCUAUACGGACAUCUACCCGACCAUCCAGACUGUGAUGUACCCCAAGGUGGACACGCCCAACCCGUCGGUGGCGCUGUGGGUGGUGGAGAAAGCACAAGAAUGGAAAGAUAAAAGAGUGCAAAGCCAGUCAGUGGGCCUGUGGGACCACUACUUCACGGCGGUGCAGUGGGUGGACGAGGACACGGUGGCGGUGGUGUGGCGGAACAGGGCCCACAACAUCAGUGUCUUAACCACCUGCACGCCGCCCAUGUGGUACUGCGAGGAGCUUUACGUCGAGGAGACUGCCCCAAGACGCUGGGCCACCAUUGAACAGGCGCCUCUCUUCGCCAACAACGGCACGAAGUAUCUGACGGUGGCGCCGCUGGUGGAUGGGUCCCUCGGCACUUACCCCCACGUGCACCAGGGCAUCAAGGGCUCCAGACACCUCAUCCCCCUCACGUUCGGCCCCUACACCGUGUUCUCCGUCCUGGCCUGGGACGUCGAAAACCAUCAUGUGUAUUACGUGGCGAACACAGAGGCGGAGGAGAGUGAGAGACACCUGUGGAGGGUGACGGAUGUGGCUGCUGAUGAAUCGAGGGUGCAGGAGUGCCUCACCUGUAGCCUUAAUUACACCACACCUGUCUGCCGCCACUUCACGCCACACAUGGGCCCCGACAACUUCAAUGAGGUGCUGCUGGAGUGCGAGGGGCCGGGCGUGCCUCACACCGUCAUCUUCUCGCUGCUGGAGGAGGAGGUGACGCUCUUCGUUCACAACAACACCCGCCUGAGGAACCUGACCGCCACCAUGGCCUGGCCGCAGCGCAGAGAGUACCGCGUCAAGCUGGACGGCGACUUCACGGCCAAGGUCCGUCUGAGCCUCCCGCCGCAGUUCUCCGACGAAGAGGCGUUCCUCCACCCCAUGGUCGUGUUCGUGGGCGGCGUGCCAGGCCAGGAGCAGUUCAGCCAGCGGUGGGGCGUGGGCUGGGCUACGUAUCUGGCCUCGAACAAGUCAUGGGUGGCGCUGGAGGCCGAGGUGCGGGGCGCGGCGGGGCAAGACUUGGGCCACAUGUACAAACCCGCCUGGCGCCUGGGAGACCACGAGGCGCGGGAUUACCUGGCGCUGCUCAGGUCCCUCAUCGCCAAGCUGGAGUUUCUGGACGAGUCUCGCGUGGCGGUCAUCGGGUGGGGCCACGGCGGGCACAACGCAGCGCGCCUCGUCAUCGCAGACACAGAGGGCAGCGUCACCAGCGUCGCUCUUGUUAGCCCUAUAGCCGAAUGGUCACUGUAUGCCUCCUACUACAGCGAGAGGUUGAUGGGCACGGCGCGGGUGGUGCCUGGAGGGAACUACCGAGGCUACGAAGAAAGCUCGCUCCUCCUGCAGGCGGCAUCGCUGAAGAACAAGUCCCUUCUGCUGGUGCACGGGACGGCGGAUACUGACGUGCACUUCGACCACACGCUGAAACUGUCCCGUGCACUCACCAAGGCCGGGGUGAUCUUCAGGCAACAGACGUACACGGACGAGGGGCAUGACCUUGAGCGGGUCCAGCUGCACCUGUACCACACGCUGGAGCAGUACUUCGAGGCGAGCUUCCCUCCGUACAACGAGGAGGAGCUGAGCUUAAUGUUCGGCAAGGACGCCCUCCCAUAGUUGCAGAGGCGCGGCGGAGACACCGACAACAACAGCAACAACAACCCGGGGAUGCUGGACGUGCGGGGGGCGGCGAGGCGGGCGUGGAGGGUCAUGGUCUUGUGGUCCCGGUGGCUGGGGCUCCUCUUGGCGGGGCCCUACUGCCGCGUGCCGGGGUGCGGAGUGCUGACAGCCGACCAUGGGACGCCCGGGGCCCAGCUCUGACCGCUCCGUCUUCAAGCAUCCUUAGCAUCCACUAGUGAGGACCCUGAAAAAGUCCACUGAGGGAGUCCAGCCCGCCGUCACCCCGCCAGCCCGGUGAAGGUGAAGAUUUCAGGAGUCCCCUUCCCUUAGUGGACCUCUGAGGCAGAAUUUUGGACACAGAAAGACGUGGCUGACGAUGAUGCUUCCAUGAGACACUCCUGAGGUUUGGUGGCGCAGAGUUGCGUUCACAUCUCUUGGUGGACUUCUGAGGUAGAAUUUUGGAGAUUUUUGAACCCCAAAAGAAGUGGCUGACGUUGACGUUUCCGAAAGACAUCCCUGAGUCUGUAGACGUGGCAGAGACGCCUCAGAGGCAGACAAGAACGAGACAGAGGUUCUAAUCGCACUACCGUAAGACAUCCCUGAGACUUUACCUGUGGCAUAAAGGCCUCAAGAGGAAUCAAGUACGAGUAACAGAGGUUCUCAUCACACCUGACGAUGAUGAUGCACUGAGGUUCGUUCAAGCGAUCAGAUACGGAACUUCACUCGGUAAGGGAGAAACAACCUAUGAAAAGCCCGCCACAAGCACGAAAGACAAAGGUUCCAAUCGCGCCUCCUUAUGGCACACUGACGUUCUCUUGAGCGAUCGAACUUUACUUCACCUUACUCGAUUAGGGAGACACAGCCCCAUGACACAGCCUGCCACAGGAGAAAAAAAAAACAGGUUCUGACUCCACUGAGGUUCUCGUAAGCGAUCAAACUCUAUAUCUUAUUCGGUUAGGAAAAGGAACCCCGAAAUAGACAACUAGGUCUCUCAUUCUGAAGUAGAUUAUGUGUAUUUUGGAGUCUUAGAAGUGGGUGGUCAUGAACACAGUCAGUCCGGCAGUCAAAUAGGGUCAGGGGGUUAGAAAAUAAGACACACACACACACACACACACACACACACACACACACACACACACACACACACACACACACACACACACAACCUGACCUAAACCAGCACCUGUAUUAAUUAAUUUGUAAAGGUGUGCGUUUGUAGGUGACCCUCUCUGUCUAGACACAUCCUUUAGUUCACGCCACGAAAUGAGAGAUGGAAAUUAUGGGAAUAACAACAAGAUAAAAGAUAAAAAAUGACGAGCAGGAAACGGAAGAUGAGACUUGGCAUAAAUAACGAUAGGGGAAGGAAUAACAAAGAAAACAAUAAUAACGGAAACAUGAAAGUAAAAUAAGUGAUAAAUUUGAAUGAUCAAGAGAGUAAAAGAUAAAGGCUGAGAAUAAGCGGUGAAUUAGAAAGGAAAAUAUGAUGAAAGAUAGGAUACAAGAACAAAAACAAUGAUAAGGAAAGAAAUGUAGAGAUUAAGGAAGGAAAUGGAUAAUGGAAGGUAGAGGAUAAUAAUAAUAAUAAAAAACGACAAAAAAUGAAGAUAGAGAACAAGAAAGGUUAAAGAUAAUAGAAGAUGAACGAUUUAAAUAUAAGACAAUAAGUAAAGCAAGACCAAGAAAAGCAUAUAGCGGUAAAACAAGAAAAGUGAACCCGGGAAAAAGAAAAAUCCAAAAAUAGCACAAAAAUUAACAGAAUGGAGACAAAAAAAAGAGCAUGAUAAAAAGAAAGGAAUCAGGGAGAGAAAAAAAAGAUUAAAAAAGACUAAAAGAGAGAAGAAAAAAAGAAAGUGAGCCAAGUAAAUCAAAACAAUAAGAAAAAAAACACACAAGUAAACAAUUAAUUAAAAAAAAGCCAUAUUUUGUACCUCACAGAAGCGCCAUGUAGGAGUCGGCCACUCACUCAUUAACCUGAAAAGUAGAGAGAAAAAAAAUAUUAUUAUAGACAUAACAAAUAUCUAUUUCUACGACAGUAUUGUUCCUAUUCUACUCCUGAUCUAUUUUUUCCGCUUGGCUUAGAAUGAGAUGGACGUGUGUGUGUGUGUGUGUGUGUGUGUGUGUGUGUGUGUGUGUGUGUGUGUGUGUGUGUGUGUGUGUGUGUGUUUGUGUGGUACUAGGUCUCCACUCUGUCUUCUCCCACUGACAAGCUUCAUGUAACUACGGAAAGUAAAAAAAAAAACAAUUUGUCAUAUUUUUAACGUGAAAAAUGGCGCAUAAUUACUGCCCAUAAUUUUCCGUUGAUAGUACUGUUGAUAAAAGUUAACAGCUCUAAAAAAAGUAAAGCGCUGAGCUACGUAUAUAUUUUCAUGAUUUAGUCAAUAAACAAAAUGACCAAAUAAACAACGGACAAACACCGAAGAUUAAACUGCAGUACGGAGGUCAACAAAAUUACUUAGUCCGUUAAUUAAGCUGCUACCUGUGUCGUCCAGGAGCAGACACACCUUAGAGGCCAGGCGAGCAGGUGCCCCUCAGUAAUUAGUGUGUUGGUUACCCAUUAGUUGCUUUCUCUCUGUGCUUAGUUUCCGAGCCAGUAUUCAUUAAUUAGCUACACUGUUUAGACGGUAAUUAAAUCAACGCGAAUGAUACCUGUUAUUUAUCUUGUUCUGAGGAAAAGGUAAAUGAAAAAAAAAACAUAGCAAAAUAAUAAUUAUAAUAAUAAUAAUAAUAAUAAUAAUAAUAAUAAUAAUAAUAAUAAUGAUGCACUGAGGAAGUUAUUUCUACUAAUAAGAGGGUUUUUUGAGACUUUUCAUGUCUAUCUCUAUGAGUGUCUAUCUGUCUGCCUGUUAGUCUGUCUGCCUAUCUAUCUGUCGGUCGGUCGGUGAGUCGGUCUGCCUCGUCUCCUCGUUUAGCAAGGCUGUCUGUCUUAGUUUCACUGGAGGGAGUUAUCAUUUCCUUUCCUUUGUGUUGUUAAUGUUGUUGUUGUUGCUGUUGUUGUUGUUGUUGACUAGAUCUUCCAUGGACCGUGUUGCCGCCACCCUCCCCUCUUUACCCCUCCCCCCCUUAACACCUCCCUCUUACCCCACUACCCUCCUACCCCCCACCAGCGCGGCGCACGCUAGAAUAUCAUAUUGAUAUACCUGUACACAUGUAAGUACUUAGAGGUGAGUGAAGGCUUUAAUAUCAUUAUGCAUAUACGUACAUAAGAUACAUAAUACAUAUACUUAUCCUUCGAUGCAGAUGUAUUAUAGUUUCUCUCUGUGUCCUGUUGUGUUCCUGUUUUGAGUGUGUUGCGCCACGUCACACCGCAGGGCGAGAUUUGUAACUGUCUGUCUGUCUGCCUGUUUGUCUGUCUGUUUGUUGCUGCCUUCUUCUGCGAGGAAAACACUACACAACACAUGAUAGUCGCUUGGUAAAAUGAAAAAAUAAGGAUGCAAUUGAGAAAAGAAUAUUAUAAUACUUGCAAAUUAUUGAGCUAUAUAAUAAGUAUGUGUCUGCCUGCCUGUCUGUUGCUGUUUCCGCGUAAGGAAAACAAGACACAACACAAAAAAAAAAAGUAGUGAGAAGAAAAUAUAUGUGCAACACAAAACCAAAAAAAAAAGAAUAAAGGUAUGAUACAGAGAAAGCAAAUUAAACAUCAGAGGGGAAAAAAAAACAUACUUCAAAGGGCUGAGAAAAUUAAGGGAAAGAAGGAACAGAGAAAGGUAAUAACGCAGAACAAAAAUAUGAUAUAGAGAAAAAGGAAACAUCAGGGAAAAAAGAUAAGCGCCACAAGGCUACAUAAGGCAAAGCGGAGAAAGAAAGCAAAGAAUAGAGGAAGGAAAUCCAAUGAUAGUGAUGCCACCGAGGUUAUAGCUGAGAGUAUUAGUGGAAAUUUAAAAAAAAAGGAAGUAGACAAGACAACCUGAUACAAAAGUGAAAUACAUAAUAA